GAAAAAAAAAUCAAUUCAAUUGUAUUUAAAAAUUUUUGAUUUUUUUGUGGUUUUAUUUUGUGUUACUAAUUGCCGACAAUUGACAACAACAACAACACCGGGAGGGAAAAAAAUGUCAAAUUUUAAGAUACAGGUGCCGAUAGGCUUGUCAUUGAUAAUUCACAUAAUCUGUCUACUGGUAUUGGUGUUUUCGUUGACGUCGACAAUUCACGAAAACCUCCUGUCCUGCCGACCCAUACCUAACUUAGAGGAACAGUUAGCCGCCAGUAACCAGUCGGCCGUCUUCAAUAGCACCGUCACCAACACUACUGCCAACACUACCGCAAAUCAAUCACCGCCGCCAUCGACACCGCAUACAGGAAAACCUGUUAUUAUACAACAGUGUAUGACCACUGUAUUGACCUGUAUUGGCGGCUAUAUGUUUGUAUGGCUGACCUCAAUAGUAGUCGAGUCGGUAAUCUAUGGCUAUUCCAUGUCCGCCGCCGUCGCCGCCGCCGACGACACCGAACUUAUGAAUUGCCGAAAGUUUCGGCUAAUGCUUAUCAAUAAAUUUGGUAUACUAUUACUGGAAAUGUUGGCACUGUUUGUCGUAACGAUAGCCGUCGGCAAUGGGGUUGGCUUUUCUGAGUUGGCGGCCAAUGAUGAUGACAAUCCACUUUCUGAGUGUCGACAGUGGCCGAUGACCGCAAAAUUGGUCCAAUUGACUGUGGCCUGGUGGUCAAUGUUGGGUACGGUAGCCAUUAUGAUAAUGUUAUACAAAUUGUAUACCAAUUAUAUGGGUACUCUAGUUGAGUAUUAUAGAAAUUAUUUAGCCAAAUAAAUCUAUAUACCUGUCCUCUAACCCUAACCCCUACCCCCAUACCCCCAUACCCUUACAUAUUAACUAUA
Molecule: messenger RNA, 888 nt
Organism: Oppia nitens
Lineage: Eukaryota; Metazoa; Arthropoda; Arachnida; Sarcoptiformes; Oppiidae
Exons: 3
Coding region: 113-820 (235 amino acids)
Source: RefSeq, a predicted model, not a curated record